GUCUGGUUGAGGAAAAGGGAGUUAGCAAAGGAGGAGCCGAUAAGUAUGAAGUAACGAGUAUGAAGCAGAAGUAUGAAGAAACGAGGGGAGUGUGUUGUGGAAAAAGAGGAUUUCAAGGAAGGAGGGUUACCUGUAUCAGAGGCUCAAUAAAUGAGUGUCAGCUGCCCCGUGAUGAAGCAAUGCCAAGUGAAAUAGUGCUCUGGAAGCUGGAAGACCAUUUCAGCAUCUCUACAAAUUGUCCCUGUAAGCUUAGAGUUGUUAAGGCGAAAGAGAGAAAGGACCAUAAAGCUUCUUUUAAGUAUCAAAUGAGAUUAUGGCCGAAAACGCAUUCUGUAAGCCGCCCAGUCCUGUGAUAACGUCACUGUUGGGUUUUUAUUAAUGAGCUGGCGAUUAGAAUUAAGACCACCGGUGAGGGAGAGAGCAUAAGACGUACAGAAAGAGUUGUCAAGAAGGAAAUUUCAUAAUGAAGAAAACUCCUGAGAGCUUGCGUCAAAACCAGGCUUGGGGUUAGGCGAGAGAUACGGGAGCAAUGCUGCGCUUCAUUUAGAAUUUAACCCUGCGGCGAUAACAGUAAGAAAAACAGGGCGGAUGGAAAACUCAAAGCUGAGAAGGAGGAAGUCCGGCCCCAAACGUGAGAUUUCUCUGACUCCGCCUCCCUCCUCCACGGGCCAAUCAGGAUCCAGGACGGAGAAAGAGGGCGGAGCCUGAGGUCCGUUAAUAUCCGCUAAGCCCCGUUCAGUUAUUCAUUUGAUUCCUUUCCCUCCAAGGGUUUACUGUUGCUGCUCCCACAAAACUUUGGGAGGGCAUACCACUUUGGAAAAAGCUCUGGCAGUUUCAUAUAAAAGUAAAUGUGUACCUGUUCGAUGACUCAGCAGUUUCUCACCAAGACCUCCGGAGGCGGUGGAGAUGCUGUCGGGCACCCAGGCAGCGCCAGUGGAAUUCGAGGACGCAGAGCUGCGGUGUCGCGUGGCUGUGGAGGAGCUGAGCCCCAGCGGGCAGCCGCGAAAGCGCCAGGCCCUACGCACCGCGGAGCUGAGCCUGGGACGAAAUGAGCGCCGCGAGUUGCUGCUGCGGCUGCAAGCGCCUGGGCCCGCGGGGCGGCCGCGCUGCUUCCCUCUGAGGGCGGCGCGCCUCUUCACGCGCUUCGCAGCGGCCGGGCGCAGCACACUACGGCUCCCACUCGACAGCGCUCCCCGCGCGGGCGCUGUGCAGCUGCUGCUCUCCGACUGCCCCCCCGACCGCCUGCGACGCUUCUUGCGCACGCUGCGUCUCAAGCUGGCCGCAGCCCCGGGCCCCGGACCGGCCUCCGCCCGCGCACAGCUGCUUGGCCCGCGGCCCCGAGACUUCGUCACCAUCAGCCCAGUGCAGCCGGAGGAGUUGCGGCGCGCGGCGCCCACCGGCGUCCCGCACGCCACGCCCGUGAAGCGGCCGAGGGAACUCCGGGCGAGAUCUGAGCCCAGCAACGAAGCCCCAAAGUGGCCCUUGCCUGUGAAGAGGCUGAGCUUGCCCCCGAGCAAACCACAGCUUUCUGAAGAACAGGCUGCUGUGCUGAGGGUUGUCCUGAAAGGCCAGAGCAUCUUCUUCACUGGGAGUGCAGGGACAGGGAAGUCUUAUCUGCUGAAGCGUAUCCUGGGCUUGCUGCCUCCCACAGGUACUGUGGCUACUGCCAGCACUGGGGUGGCAGCCUGCCACAUCGGGGGUACCACUCUCCAUGCCUUUGCAGGCAUCGGCUCAGGCCAGGCUCCUCUGGCCCAAUGUGUAGCCCUGGCUCAGCGGCCAGCUGUGCGGCAGGGCUGGCUGAACUGCCAGCGGCUAGUCAUUGAUGAGAUCUCCAUGGUGGAGGCCGACCUGUUUGACAAGCUGGAAGCCGUGGCCAGAGCUAUCCGGCAGCAGAACAAACCAUUUGGAGGGAUCCAGCUCAUCAUCUGUGGGGACUUCCUGCAGCUGCCACCUGUAACCAAGGGCUCCCAGCCCCCAAAGUUCUGCUUUCAGGCCAAGAGCUGGAGAAGAUGUGUCCCAGUGACCCUGGAGCUGACCGAGGUGUGGAGGCAGGCAGACCAGACCUUCAUCUCUCUGCUGCAGGCUGUCAGGCUGGGAAGGUGCUCAGAUGAAGUGACCCACCAGCUCCAGGCCACAGCCUCCCAUAAGGUGGGGCGAGAUGGGAUUGUGGCCACGAGGCUUUGCACUCACCAGGAUGAUGUGGCCCUCACCAAUGAGAGGCGACUGCAGGAACUGCCAGGUGAGGUACACAGCUUUAAGGCCAUGGACAGUGACCCCGAGCAAGCCCGAACCCUGGAUGCCCAUUGUCCUGUUAGCCAGAUCCUUCAACUAAAGCUGGGGGCCCAGGUGAUGUUGGUGAAGAAUUUAGCGGUGUCCCGAGGCCUGGUGAAUGGUGCCCGUGGGGUGGUUGUUGGGUUCGAGACAGAGGGGAGAGGGCUGCCCCAGGUGCGGUUCCUGUGUGGAGUCACCGAGGUCAUCCAUGCUGACCGCUGGACGGUGCAGGCCACUGGCGGCCAACUCCUCAGUCGGCAGCAGCUGCCCCUCCAGCUGGCCUGGGCAAUAUCUAUCCACAAGAGCCAGGGCAUGACCCUGGAUUGCGUGGAGAUCUCUCUGGGCCGAGUGUUUGCCAGUGGCCAGGCCUAUGUGGCCCUUUCCCGGGCCCGCAGCCUGCAGGGCCUGCGUGUGCUGGACUUUGAUCCCAUGGUGGUUCGCUGUGACCCUCGUGUGCUGAGCUUCUAUGCCACUCUGCAGAGGGGCAGGGGCCUCAAGAUGAAGUCUCCAAAUGAUGAUGAGGCAGCCUCAGACCAAGAGAAUGAGGACCCAAACCUUUGAGCCUCAAAGAGAAGACACAUGAUGGUCUCCCCUACUUCUUCCUCCCUAGUGGGCCAGGGCCUCUGAAGAUAACUUGGGGAAGAUAGUCAACCCUUUCUCCUUCGUUAGGGCUCUCAGCCUCCUGGUCUUUCCUGGUCCAGGUUCAAGGGAGACUACUUCUUACCCCUUUUCCAGCUCUGCCUCAGUUUCUCCCUUUGCCCUGGGUAAGCUACUUCCAGGGACAGGAGUAACCCUUUCUGUGCCAACUGGGAAAGGGCUUAUGGUGGCACCUGGUGUUACAGGACAAAGCUCUCUGCGAGGGCUACCCCAGGGCCACACGGUUGUGAAUGCUGCCCUCUUUGGGCUGCAGAGAGGAGAGGCAGUGAAGACAGGUGCUUCAGGAGCAGGAACAGGCUAUAACAGUCCUGAACUGGGAGACUCAGGCCAAAUACAGGCCCCACACAGAGAAAGGAACCUGGGGUUAUCAUCACAGGUAGGCCCAGGAUAGCACAAGCCAGGACACACACUCUCCUGAGCUUAACCUGAGAAGACACAAUGCAAACCAUGUGUCUGUUAUCUUAAGCUCCCUUUUUGGAGAAGAAAUCAUAUUUAGGGGUAUUGAGAUGGAUGUUCUCAGAUCGUAUUUAUUUAGGACAAAUAAACUUGUGAAUUGUGUAAGGA
This is a messenger RNA of Leopardus geoffroyi (Geoffroy's cat), 3492 nucleotides long. It is a transcript of the gene PIF1, whose product is annotated as PIF1 5'-to-3' DNA helicase. The transcript has 13 exons. The record is from RefSeq and is a predicted model, not a curated record. Gene Ontology annotation, biological process: DNA repair; telomere maintenance. Bases 907 to 2832 code for a protein of 641 amino acids. NCBI's taxonomy places the organism in Eukaryota, Metazoa, Chordata, Mammalia, Carnivora, Felidae. Gene Ontology annotation, molecular function: DNA helicase activity.